CGUGAACAGGUAUCCUUCACAUGCCGUUGCUAGAUUCGCUAAGUUACCUCACGCCAAUCGCGUGGGAUACACGCACGCAAAUGCAUGGGUCUCAAAACUAUCGUCAUGGUGGUUGAAGUCAAAAAUUCGCUCUUGCUCUCUCCCCGGUCUCCCCUCGCUCGCGCGCUCUUCCAGGCCGACGUCCACCCCGGCCGCCACUUUCGUUCCUCACGCCCACUCGUUUGCUUCCGAGCUCCCCUAGACGCGUUUAGACGCGUAUCAGACCGCAUUUCAGCACACCAUGAAGUUCAGCACCACUCUCGUUUCGCUCUCGCUCGUUCUCGCCGGCUCUCUCGUUAAUGCCGCGCACAUCUCCAACCUGCACCACUUGAAGCAGGCUCAGGUUCACGGACGCCGCAGCGGUCCCUCUGCGACGUACUCCUCGUCUACGGCGUCUGCUACCUCCUCCGUGACGCCCACGUCUAGCUCAUCGAGCGCGGCCGCGUCGCCGACGUCCACAGGCAGCUCGUCUGGUUGCUCCUUCUCGAGCGGCAUCAAGCGAGGCCUCUCGUUCAAUGACGCGUCGCUGACGAGCCAGUUCACCUCCGGGCAGGUCAGCUGGGCGUAUAACUGGGGCCAGACAUACUCGGGCAGCCUCCCGGACGGCGUCGCGUUCAUUCCCAUGCUCUGGAGCGACGCCGACUCGUUCACGUCUACGUGGCAAACCAACGCUCAGGCUGCGAUUGACAACGGCACCGAGUUCUUGAUGGGGUGCCCAUUCGCAGGCAAGGCCAAGCUCGUCGGCCCUGCCAUCACGAACGGCGGUGCUCCCAUGGGCGAGACCUGGCUAAACGAGUUCAUCGGCAACUGCACGCAGUGCACAAUCGACAUCUACGCGAUGCACAUCUACGACUCCGCCACGAACGAGGCCUACUACAAGGAGUACAUCUCCAACUUCGCCAGCACUUACAACAAGACGGUGUGGGUGACUGAGGUGAGUGCGGAGCGUGCAUCAGCGCGCAGGAUGGGCAUGGCGCUGAUAGAGCGGUACAGUUUGGCGCGACCGGCGACGACUCGGCCGGCGUCGGCGCGUACGCCUGGUUUAUGGACACAGUCGGCAACCUCGUCAACAGCGACAGCAGCCUCACCUCGCUUGCCGAGACCUACGUCGCCUAAACGCCUCAUCCACCUUUCGCUUCCGCACUGUCCCCGUUUCCGCAUUGUUUCCUCCUCGCUCUCUGGUUCCGCUUUGUCCCCUUGAGCGGUGCCUGCUAGAAGUGGGCACCGCUGUGCUUGUGCUCGUUAUGGCUGGCCUCGGCCCAGUCCUUCGCGAGGGUGUCCUCGGUCCCAGGCGGCCGAGGCUGCCCAAGCUAAGUUGACACAUCAGGUAUUGGUACCCGCAUCACUUUAGACCUGUAGCCCCACAUGUGCCCUCGAAGGGCUGUCCCCAGAAUAUGCUGAAUUGUAUGCAGCGCUGCAGUUGUGAU
Fomitopsis serialis is the source of this 1466-nucleotide messenger RNA. RefSeq names its product glycosyl hydrolase catalytic core-domain-containing protein. Gene Ontology annotation, biological process: fungal-type cell wall polysaccharide metabolic process. NCBI's taxonomy places the organism in Eukaryota, Fungi, Basidiomycota, Agaricomycetes, Polyporales, Fomitopsidaceae. Bases 281 to 1240 code for a protein of 319 amino acids. The record is from RefSeq and is a predicted model, not a curated record. The transcript has 5 exons. Gene Ontology annotation, cellular component: fungal-type cell wall.